Molecule: messenger RNA, 2217 nt
Organism: Pseudogymnoascus verrucosus
Lineage: Eukaryota; Fungi; Ascomycota; Leotiomycetes; Thelebolales; Thelebolaceae
Exons: 3
Coding region: 448-2157 (569 amino acids)
Source: RefSeq, a predicted model, not a curated record
CACAGAUCGUGCUAACGGAGUCGAACUCCACCCCCAUGAAUUGCGUCAGAAUGCUUAAGAUGGUAUAAUUGGCAUGUUGACUUUUUUGAAUUAUAUUGGAUAUGCAUGUGUUGUGAGGCACGGAGUCCAAGUCCGUUUGGUGAGGCCAAUCAUGCAGGACCCGGCGAUGAACCCCGCGUCCCGGUUUGCGGAGGCGAAGUCCUUGAAGCUAUCACGUCAAAGCAGCUCAUUUUGACAAGUCAGCGAUGUGGUGAUCGAUGAGCUUCAGAGAUGUGGGUUAGUGGGGUUUUUUUUGGAGGGGUAGUAUGUUGGCAAAUGAAGGUAUUUAGCUAUUCGCUGAUGCUCUCAAAUAUCUUCAAGGUGAGCGUACUUUCGUGACUGUUCUUGUCAUUGAUUUAAAAAAAUCGAAGCUCCCAUUCCCCCCAUAAAUCCUUCUCAAUAUCAAUCAUGAGUCCCACGAAGACAGGGCUCGGAAGCCUCAUGAAGCUUGCUCUAGGCUUAGCAGCCGUUCCACUCGUCGCUGCAGACUGGCAAUUCAAAUCCCGUCCAGAUCUUGCCCCGCCAAAGCUCAACAUCACCAUCCCCGCCACCGCAGAUGUUGAGAGCGGCUACAUCUUCAUUGCACCAUUCGCCGGUUUCCCAGAAGGCACGCGCCACGGACCGCUCCAAGCCGCCCCUUACAUCUUCACAGACACCGGCGACCUCGUCUGGUCUGGCUUUACAUAUUUCUCCAUCUGGGCCACCAACUUCCAAGCCGGACGGUACAAGGGAAAGGAUGUCCUGUUCAGUUUCGAGGGAAGUCAUAAUGCGGCGUACGGACAUGGACAUGGUCACACUACUUUCUUGGACCAGAAUUACAACACCAUCCGCGAGCUACGCGCGGGUAACCACAGGUUGACUGAUAAGCACGAGUUCAUCAUCAUCAACGAGAAGACCGCUCUGAUCCAGAUCUACCACCCUGUUCCGUAUGAUCUUUCACCAUACGGCGGAUCCCCAGAGCAACAGUGGAUCGUCGACGCAAGAUUCCAAGAACUCGACAUUGAAUCCGGCGAAGUCCUCUUCGAAUGGAGCAGUCUCGAGCACGUCUCCCCCUCCGAAGCCUUCCUCCCCCUCAACCCCGGCCAAGCCGGCAGCGGCUACAACUCCUCCGACGCCUGGGACUACUUCCACAUCAACAGCGUCGACAAGGACGACCAAGGGAACUACCUCAUCUCGGCCCGCGACGCCAACGCAGCCUACAAGAUUGAUGGCCGAACUAGCGAGAUCCUCUGGCAGCUUAGCGGGAAGUCGACUGACUUUGAGCUUGGGGAGGGCGUGGAGUUCGCGUUCCAGCAUCAUGCGAGGUAUUUGAGUCGAUCGGAGGAUGGGAAGAAGGAGGUUAUUUCUAUUUAUGAUAACUCGGCUCAUGGGACUGAGAAUGGACGUGGUGGAGAGGUGCAUUUCAACGCUACGUCGGCGGGGAAGAUCAUCGAGGUCGAUACCGAGAACUGGACCGCUACGCUGGUGCAGGGUUUCUACCCACCUGAUGACCUGCUGUCCAAAUCGCAAGGCUCGACGCAGGUCCUGCCCAACGGUAACGUGUUGGUGAACUGGGGCUCUGAGGGUGCCAUCACAGAGUACAAACCAAAUGGCGAGCCAAUCUUCCACUUCUACAUGGACUCCGGCAGCCUAGGCGAGGGCGUCGAGAACUACCGCGGCUUCCGAUACAACUGGACCGGCAUCCCGCACGAGGCACCAGCAGUUGUAGCGCUCAACGAUGACGACGAGGGAGAGACCAGCAUCUAUGUUUCUUGGAACGGCGACACGGAGACGAAGCACUGGCGCUUUUACGAGAUUUAUGCGAAUGGCAAGCGUGAGUUGCUGGGGACGGCGAAGAGGGAGAGCUUUGAGACUGUGUUGACGGUUGAAAGGACGGGGAUUAGGAGUGUGCAGGUUGUGGCGCUGGGGGCGGAGGGGGAGAAGUUGGUGGAGUCGUCGGUUGUGAAGCCGGAUGUGUUGAUUCAGGAGUAUAAGGGUGAGAGUGUUAAGAGCAGUAAGGGAAGUAAGAGCGGAGGCAAGAGCAGCACCAGCACGAAGGUUGAGAAGCCAUGCGGUGGGGGGUUCAUGGGUUGGUUGAUGUUCAAGGGACAGAAGAUCAUCAGGCCUCAAGACUUGUAGUCUCGUAUACGGACCCCGAGUUUAUGUAGUGUAGUAGCUAUGCCGAGAAUUUGAUACCAU